UACUUCCCCGGAAGUCCGAAUUGAACAUCCGGAAAAAGGAUAUAUUCCAGGGAACAUACAGCGCUUGCGCCUGGGAGGGCCGGAAGUUGAAGUGGGAGUGAUUCUGCUUCCGUUUCUAGUUUUCCCCUUAGUGUUUGGUUUCUUCGCGGCCGACCAAGAUGAACCGAUUCUUCGGGAAAGCGAAACCCAAAGCUCCGCCGCCCAGCCUGACUGACUGCAUUGGCACGGUGGACAGCAGGGCAGAAUCUAUUGAUAAGAAAAUUUCCCGGCUGGACGCUGAGCUAGUGAAGUACAAGGAUCAAAUCAAGAAGAUGAGAGAGGGUCCUGCAAAGAAUAUGGUCAAGCAGAAAGCCUUGCGAGUUUUAAAACAAAAGCGGAUGUAUGAACAGCAGCGGGACAACCUUGCCCAACAGUCUUUUAACAUGGAACAAGCCAACUAUACCAUCCAGUCACUGAAGGACACCAAGACCACGGUGGAUGCUAUGAAACAGGGAGUAAAGGAAAUGAAGAAAGCAUACAAGGAAGUGAAAAUCGAUCAGAUUGAGGACUUACAAGACCAAUUAGAGGAUAUGAUGGAAGAUGCAAAUGAAAUUCAAGAAGCACUGAGUCGUAGUUACGGCACCCCAGAACUAGAUGAAGAUGACCUAGAAGCAGAGUUGGAUGCACUGGGUGAUGAGCUUCUAGCUGAUGAAGAUAGUUCAUAUUUGGAUGAAGCAGCAUCUGCACCUGCAAUACCAGAAGGUGUUCCCACGGACGCUAAAAACAAGGUGAACACCUUUUCUGUUUCUAUUUCUAUUUCUGUUCAACUUGGUGAAGAUUUUAUGCCCAUCAGUCUGAGAACCUAA
Molecule: messenger RNA, 845 nt
Organism: Octodon degus (degu)
Lineage: Eukaryota; Metazoa; Chordata; Mammalia; Rodentia; Octodontidae
Gene: Chmp5
Product: charged multivesicular body protein 5
Exons: 7
Coding region: 159-845 (228 amino acids)
Biological process (GO): late endosome to vacuole transport via multivesicular body sorting pathway; vesicle budding from membrane
Cellular component (GO): multivesicular body
Source: RefSeq, a predicted model, not a curated record